AGCGUAUUUACAAAGGAGCCUCCUCCGCCAGCCCGUGCCACCGCUGCUAAUGAGAGCAGUCAUUAAGUAAAUGAGACGUCGCCUUUAGCUGGCUUAGGAGUUCGCACACUAAGGGGAGAAGAUAUUUAAUUGAAACCCGCACGCAGGCUUCCCCACAUGUGACCGCUGUACGGGAGGCAGCUGCCUUCCCUCUCCUCCCCCAGUCCACCCUGCACCCCCCAUGUAAAUUUCAUGAUUGCUUUCCGUGAUGUCAUUUUGAAAGAGGACAGACAAUAGCUGUGGGGAAAGAAAAUGAGUUCCGAGGUGAGCUGUUAAAUCAGAGGUGGACACACGGAGGCAAGGCCAGCAGCUGCAGGACCUCAAGACACCUGGGCAGACACUGCAAGAUGAGCUUAGAAAAUGAAGACAAGCGAGCUCGCACCCGAUCCAAGGCCCUGCGAGGACCCCCAGAGACCACAGCUGCAGACCUCAGCUGCCCCACCCCAGGAUGCACAGGCUCAGGGCACGUCCGGGGCAAGUACUCCAGGCACCGAAGUUUACAGAGCUGCCCCCUGGCCAAGAAGAGGAAGCUGGAGGGCGCUGAGGCUGAGCACCUGGUGUCCAAGAGGAAGUCACACCCCCUGAAGCUGGCUCUGGACGAGGGCUAUGGUGUGGACAGCGACGGCAGUGAGGACACUGAGGUGAAGGACGCCUCUGUUUCGGAUGAAUCGGAAGGAACUCUGGAGGGGGCCGAGGCUGAGACGUCAGGACAGGACGAGAUUCAUCGCCCCGAGACAGCUGAAGGAAGGAGCCCCGUCAAGUCCCAUUUUGGAUCCAACCCCAUCGGCAGCGCCACUGCCUCCUCCAAGGGCAGCUACAGCAGCUACCAGGGAAUCAUCGCAACUUCUCUCCUGAACUUGGGUCAAAUUGCUGAAGAGACCCUGGUGGAAGAGGACUUGGGCCAGGCGGCCAAGCCAGGUCCUGGCAUUGUGCACCUGCUUCAGGAGGCUGCAGAGGGAGCUGCCAGCGAGGAGGGUGAAAAGGGCCUCUUCAUCCAGCCAGAGGAUGCCGAGGAGGUCGUCGAAGUCACCACCGAGCGCUCCCAGGACCUGUGUCCCCAGUCCCUGGAGGAUGCAGCCAGUGAGGAGUCCAGCAAGCAGAAAGGCAUCCUGAGUCACGAAGAGGAGGACGAGGAGGAGGAGGAGGAGGAAGAGGAGGAGGAGGAGGAUGAAGAAGAGGAAGAGGAAGAGGAGGAGGAAGAGGAAGAGGAGGAGGAGGAAGAGGAAGAGGAGGAGGAAGAGGAAGAGGAAGAGGAGGAGGAGGAGGCAGCUCCUGAUGUGAUCUUUCAGGAAGACACCUCUCACACCUCUGCCCAGAAGGCCCCUGAGCUCCGGGGCCCAGAAUCACCCAGUCCCAAGCCUGAGUACUCUGUUAUUGUGGAGGUCCGCUCGGAUGAUGACAAGGACGAGGACACCCACUCCCGGAAGUCAACAGUCACUGACGAGUCGGAGAUGCAGGACAUGAUGACCCGGGGAAACCUGGGCCUCCUGGAGCAGGCCAUCGCCCUGAAGGCUGAACAGGUGCGCACAGUCUGCGAGCCGGGCUGCCCGCCUGCCGAGCAGAGCCAGCUGGGCCUGGGAGAGCCAGGGAAGGCAGCAAAGCCCCUGGACACUGUGCGGAAGAGUUACUACAGUAAAGAUCCUUCAAGAGCUGAGAAGCGUGAGAUCAAGUGUCCAACACCAGGCUGUGAUGGCACUGGCCACGUUACCGGGUUGUACCCUCACCACCGCAGCCUUUCUGGCUGUCCCCACAAGGAUAGGAUCCCCCCAGAGAUCUUAGCCAUGCAUGAGAACGUGCUGAAGUGCCCCACUCCUGGCUGCACAGGCCAGGGUCACGUGAACAGCAACCGCAACACGCACAGAAGUUUGUCUGGGUGUCCCAUUGCUGCCGCCGAAAAAUUAGCCAAAUCCCAUGAGAAGCAGCAGCCGCAGACAGGAGAUCCUUCCAAGAGUAGCUCCAAUUCCGAUCGGAUCCUCAGGCCCAUGUGCUUCGUGAAGCAGCUCGAGGUCCCUCCAUAUGGGAGCUACCGGCCCAACGUGGCCCCCGCCACACCCAGGGCCAACUUGGCCAAGGAGCUGGAGAAGUUCUCCAAGGUCACCUUUGACUACGCAAGUUUCGAUGCUCAGGUUUUUGGCAAACGCAUGCUUGCCCCAAAGAUUCAGACCAGCGAAACCUCACCUAAAGCCUUUCAAUGCUUUGACUACUCGCAGGACGCCGAGGCUGCACACAUGGCUGCCACUGCCAUCCUGAACCUCUCCACGCGCUGCUGGGAGAUGCCUGAGAACCUCAGCACGAAGCCACAGGACCUCCCCAGCAAGUCUGUGGAUAUCGAGGUAGACGAAAAUGGAACCCUGGACUUGAGCAUGCACAAACACCGCAAACGAGAAAAUGCUUUCCCCAGCAGCAGCAGCUGCAGCAGCAGCCCCGGUGUGAAGUCUCCCGACGCCUCCCAGCGCCACAGCAGCACCAGCGCCCCCAGCAGCUCCAUGACCUCUCCCCAGUCCAGCCAGGCCUCCCGCCAGGACGAGUGGGACCGGCCCCUGGACUACACCAAGCCUAGCCGCCUGAGAGAGGAGGAACCUGAGGAGUCAGAGCCAGCAGCCCAUUCUUUUGCUUCUUCUGAAGCAGAUGACCAGGAAGUGUCGGAAGAGAAUUUUGAGGAGCGGAAGUAUCCGGGGGAAGUCACCCUGACCAACUUUAAGCUGAAGUUUCUCUCCAAGGACAUAAAGAAGGAGCUGCUCACCUGUCCCACCCCUGGCUGUGACGGCAGCGGCCACAUCACCGGGAACUACGCCUCCCACCGCAGCCUCUCUGGUUGCCCUCUUGCUGACAAGAGCCUCAGAAACCUCAUGGCUGCCCACUCUGCUGACCUCAAGUGCCCCACGCCCGGCUGUGACGGCUCUGGCCACAUCACAGGGAACUACGCUUCACACCGGAGCUUGUCCGGCUGCCCUCGUGCAAAGAAAAGUGGAGUCAAGGUGGCACCCACCAAGGACGACAAGGAGGACCCCGAGCUGAUGAAGUGCCCAGUUCCAGGCUGUGUGGGGCUCGGUCACAUCAGCGGGAAAUACGCCUCUCACAGGAGCGCAUCCGGCUGCCCACUGGCCGCCCGCAGGCAGAAGGAAGGGUCCCUCAAUGGCUCGUCAUUCUCCUGGAAGUCCCUGAAGAAUGAAGGACCGACCUGCCCCACCCCGGGCUGUGACGGCUCUGGCCACGCCAAUGGGAGUUUCCUCACCCACCGGAGUUUGUCAGGCUGUCCCAGAGCAACCUUUGCUGGAAAGAAGGGAAAACUGUCAGGGGAUGAGGUCCUCAGUCCAAAGUUCAAGACUAGCGACGUGUUGGAGAAUGAUGAGGAGAUCAAGCAGCUGAACCAGGAGAUCCGAGACCUGAACGAGUCCAACUCGGAGAUGGAGGCUGCCAUGGUGCAGCUGCAGUCCCAGAUCUCCUCCAUGGAGAAGAACCUGAAGAACAUCGAGGAGGAGAACAAGCUCAUUGAGGAGCAGAAUGAAGCCCUGUUUCUGGAGCUGUCCGGCCUGAGCCAGGCCCUCAUCCAAAGUCUCGCCAAUAUCCGCCUUCCGCACAUGGAGCCAAUAUGCGAACAGAAUUUCGAUGCCUAUGUGAGCACCCUCACCGACAUGUACUCCAACCAGGACCCGGAGAACAAGGACCUCCUGGAGAGCAUCAAGCAGGCUGUGAGGGGCAUCCAGGUCUAGGCCGUGUGGUACCCAGAAGUGUCCCAGCCCACCACACCGUUUACCUCCCUCGCCCUGCCCCGCACCGUGGGGAUGCCCAACUCACAGUGACUUCCCGUUUGGGGCCCGGUGUGGCCGCGGGCGGGUUUAUCCAAAGGGAUGGCUGGAAAUUGGCCGCUCCCACGAGGCUCCCUCCAGGCUUGGGGCCGUGGUGGCCCUAUCUGUGUGCAUAGGGGCACUGAAGAAUUACAAAGUGAUUUAUUUUUGUUUUCUGAAAGAAAUCUGAAGAGCAGCUCAAAGUCUCCAGUGGAAGCUCAUGGACAAGGUUCUCAGGGAAGUUUUGGAGUUUGCAACCACAGUAUUCCUUUGUCUGUCGAGGCUGGGAGGGUAGCCGUGAGCGUGGUGGGUGGGUGGUGUGAGUGGCAUCUUGGCCUGGAGGACACGCCUGGGGCAGCGUGUCUGUGCUCAGUGAGGGCCGAUGAAGAAAGUGCGUUUUCUGUUUUCAUUUAAUUCAGUUUUGUGUUAAGGGUGGAACAAAGCUCUGUUCUAGAGGGAAAGUUAGGAAUAGGCCUCCCAGAGGAUACUCCAGACAGUUGACAAGCAUCGCAGCCCCUGUCAGGUCAAGGAAUUUUAACCUGGGAGACUCCUGAAAAUCAGCCUAAUGUCUGGGGGCAGCUGGCGCUGAGGCUGUGCAGAUGUGUAUGGCCUUGGGUCACAGCUCCCUACUGGGGCUGCAGCCUUUAGACCCUGGGUCUGGGAUCCACGUCUAGGGACCACUCUGGCUUCUGUGCAUCCACCCAGGCCCCCGACCCAUCACUGCCACAUUCUCCGGGUCAUGGCCGAGCUUGACCUCUGCAUCCAUGGUGACGGAGGUGGCAAUGACAUCAUCAAGGUCAGAGGGUAAAUUCCUAACAGGAGACCACAAAGGUUUCACUUCUUUUAGAUCCAUCCAAUAUGCGAAAAAAGGGUACAUUUUAAUUUAAUGUGUUAAAAACACAAUGUCCCUACCGUGUAAAUAGAAUCCAAGUCAAUUGUGACUGCAAUUCCAAGUUAGUAUUUAAAAAUAGAGAAAUUGCACUUCCUGGAAAAAAUUAAAAAGUAGUUAGUUUAAUUAUUCUGUAAAUUAUUUAAUUUUGUCAAGAUGUAAGUAUUUAUAUUCACAGCCUCUUAUGUUAACGUUUGCUAUUUAUUUAACAUUUUUAUUUAUUAAUUUUAUACUAUUUCAACUAGACCCCACACCAGGGCACCCUAAGAGGGGAAAAAAGUGAAUUCAAAGCAAAAAUAACUAUUUGACUAUAAUAUAGGCCACAAAAAAUCUUGAUAUAACUCCUAGUUAUAAUUUUGAUGCAACCAAGUUAUUUUUUAUAUAUUUUGUUAUUUAUUCUUUUAAUAAUGGAAUUUUUUUAAAAAGUAUUUUGUAACUGAGGAAUUUUGAUAAUUUGGGGAUUUUGUUUUCCCUUGGUCUAAUGGAGAGAAAGACAUUUUGGUUUUCUUUUUCCAUUUUGGGUUCCUUUUGUUUCAGGCACGGAUAACAGCAAAUGGAAUUCUGUAUUUAUUAUUAUUUAAGUGUAGCGCAGAUGUGUGUGCUUGGGCGUGUUUCUCGUGUCGCGUUUGCGUGUCGGCUCUUGCGGUGGAGUCCUGUUGCUGUGAGGGAGUGCUGGCCGCAGGCAGCCUCGAGUCACCGCCAGGCUCACAGGCUGUGCCACCCGUCCCUCCGACAGCUCCAAUACUGUGACCCUCCUUCCUCAGGAAGCGCGUUGAACCCACAGCACUCCGUGGUGUGUUUGCAGGGUGAUUUCCUAAUAAAAGUCCACUCUGACUGUGAA
Messenger RNA from Homo sapiens (human), 5557 nucleotides. It is a transcript of the gene MYT1, whose product is annotated as myelin transcription factor 1. Gene Ontology annotation, biological process: regulation of DNA-templated transcription; regulation of transcription by RNA polymerase II. The transcript is spliced from 23 exons. Gene Ontology annotation, molecular function: zinc ion binding. Lineage: Eukaryota; Metazoa; Chordata; Mammalia; Primates; Hominidae. The record is from RefSeq and is marked reviewed. Bases 387 to 3752 code for a protein of 1121 amino acids. Gene Ontology annotation, cellular component: nucleus.